AUGAGCGCGUUCGAUGUCAUGCCGAGAUCCAAGCUACAGGAAGCCAUGGACCUUGCCAAAGUAGACCCAGCAGCUCAACAUGUCAUACUGCAGCUUCAUGCCCAUGCCAGCCUCCGCGUCACCCAUGGCUCCCAAGUAGCCAUGCUGGACACAGACAACGGCAUACGUCAGGGCUGUUGCUUAGCUCCCUCAUUGUGGGUGUUGUAUACAGGGCUUAUCCUCACCUACAUUAGGCAACAAGUGAGCAUGCAUGACUCCACGGUCUUUGUUGAUGAUUUCUUGUUUCAUUGGCUCGUCGCUUCCACUGAUCAGCUGAAAGGUGCGUUUCGCAACAUUGCUUUUGUACUUGACACCUUGGAAGCAUUUGGAAUGACCAUCAGCCCUGGCAAGUCGGCUGUCUUGAUCGGGGUUCGUGGGUCCAAGGUGGGAUCGAUACUUCAAAAACACGUCUUUAAGGAUCCUAGAAAAGGCAAGUUUCUACAUUGUGCCACCCGCCAUGGCACAAUCCGCUUACCGGUAGUUACUCAGCAUCCAUACCUCGGAGCGAUACUCAGCUACCAAUCUAUGGAAGCACUCACACUCAAGGAACGCAUUCGUCAGUCCUGGAGUUCUUUUCACCGCAUCCUGCCGGCCCUUCGCUCAAACAGCGUGGCCCUGCGCAGCCGCAUUUCCGUCUGGCAGAGCUGUGUCUUCUCUACACUGAUGCACGGCCUGGACAGCAUGGGCUUAGCCCCGGGUGGCUCGACACUGCUCUAUAAGCAUGUUGUUAGACAGCUUAGGCUUGUUUGCAAGGCGCCGUCAUACAUUACGCACGAGGAACCAGCAGAUCUGCUCACCCGGCUGCGCGUCCAGGAUCCGACAGACACUCUGCGCCUCCGUGUACAGCGCCGCCUGAGCCGCUGCCGGGAGGGUCACAUGGCUGUUCUCCAACCACCGCUAGUGCAUAGCUGGUGGCAGCAACUGGAUUCCAAUCUGCAGUCUGCAGCCAGUGACCCGAAGCAGAUGCUCCAUCAGCAUCCCUUGCGCGAUAUACCCUCUACAAGCAUGGCGCCCGCAAACCCUACAAACUUGCUUGUGGACCGGAUCGUAAACCGAUAUCCUUGUUUGCCUAGAGACUGGUGUGCAACCGCGCUGGCUCGUGAUUGGAAACGCCUGGCGCUGAACAUCAAAAGCACAGAUUUCAACCACUGCUUGCUGUGCGGACAAUGGCUUGCGCACCCAGGCUACCUGUCGCGACACGUCAAAUCUCAGCAUGCCGAAGCUUAUGCCUUUCAUGCUGCUGUGUUAAAGUGGCUCGACGACCAUAAGACGGCCAUCCUGUCGCCCUGCCAGUUCUGCGGAGCUGACUUUAAGGUCUUCUACUCCGACUGUGCGCCUCUUAUGCACAGACUGCUACCGCUUCUGCAUCUCCCACCUCAGGCCAUGGAGACCCACAUGAAGGAUGCACUUCGGAAGGAGAUGGCGGAAGUGGAAACCCAGGAGCUCAUGGGGGCGCAGGACCAAGCCAACCUUCUCUCGGCCAUGAUGCGUCGUUCAGCGGGGGCACUGGAGCCAUCUGCACCGAGCGAUCCCGGGCUGGGCAGCACCCCCGGACGAGCCGGAAGCCAUGGAGACGCAGAGGGACAAACGGACGGCGGAGAACGCAGCCCCAGCAGGCAAGGGCAACGGAGACCAGGAGAAGUGGCCCAGGCCCUCCGCCAAGGGAAGUGCCAGGACAUCCGACGAUGGCUGGCAGCGGGAUCACAGCUCCCAGGCACCCAGCAGGCGCCGAACGACCCAGAACAGGCACUGCUGAAUCUGUGCCUGAGCAUGGGCCGGCUCCUGCUACGUCACGAGGACCAGUUCGGCAUCAACAGGGCCCAGGACACCUAUGUGAUGUUCGCUCAGUGCCAGGGGGUGCUUUCUAUGGUCCCGGAGCUCUACGUGGCAGCAGAGGCCUGGAAGACCAUGAAGAAGGAGACACCCGAGCUCCUGACGCUGCCCCUCCGAGCAUGGCUGCUGAAGCACUGGGUGGACCUCAUGCUCAAGCGGAUGGAAAUGAUUAUGAUGAGCGAGGACACCAUCAAGCAGGUCCUAGAGGCCCUCAAGUCCAUGCAGCUCCUGGCCAUCCAGCCUCUUGUAGUAUUGCGCUUCCAC
Molecule: messenger RNA, 2136 nt
Organism: Symbiodinium necroappetens
Lineage: Eukaryota; Dinophyceae; Suessiales; Symbiodiniaceae
Source: the annotation of a GenBank genome assembly